This is a messenger RNA of Anoplopoma fimbria (sablefish), 3130 nucleotides long. Its product is annotated as MBT domain-containing protein 1-like. Bases 58 to 2196 code for a protein of 712 amino acids. Gene Ontology annotation, cellular component: nucleus. NCBI's taxonomy places the organism in Eukaryota, Metazoa, Chordata, Actinopteri, Perciformes, Anoplopomatidae. The transcript is spliced from 18 exons. The record is from RefSeq and is a predicted model, not a curated record. Gene Ontology annotation, biological process: regulation of DNA-templated transcription. Gene Ontology annotation, molecular function: zinc ion binding.
AGGUUCUUUCUGCGGGUUCUAGUGUUCCAGGGAGCGCGUCCCCCGCGGUCCGGCUCCAUGGAGACCCCCAGAGACCUGGUGGAGCGUCCGUCCAGGAAGCGCCGGGACUCCUUCGGGAUGCUGGACGGCCUGGAGGAGGAGCGGAGCAGCUGCAGCACCGAGUCCAGCGGGGGGAGCGGAGCCUCCACCCCCGAGGACAGCGAGGAGGAGGAGCUGGGGGGCGGAGGAGGGGGGGGGACUCACCUCACCCCCUCCUCCUCCUUGACGCUCAUCAAGACCAACGGACAGGUGUACACCUACCCCGACGGGAAGACCGGCAUGGCCACCUGUGAGAUGUGUGGCAUGGUGGGCGUCAGAGAUGCUUUCUACAGUAAAACCAAACGUUUCUGCAGCGUCUCCUGCUCCAGAAGCUUCUCGUCCAACUCCAAGAAGGCCAGCAUCCUCGCCAGACUGCAGGGGAAGCCUCCCACUAAGAAGGCCAAGGUCCUGCAGAAACAGCCUCUGAUGACCAAACUUGCUGUGUUCGCUCAGCAUCAAGCCCACCAGAGUGGAGUGAAGAGGAGCGUAACUGUGGAGUUGUUUGAUUGGGGUCGUUACCUUGGAGACGGAGAAGUGACGGGAGCUCCAGUUAGCUGCUUCAAACAUGUCCCCAUGGGGACGUCGUGGGGAGACAUCAGUGAAGGCGUUCGGGUGGAAGUCACAAACACUGACAGCGUUCUGCCCAUGAAGGUCUACUGGAUCGCUGGCAUCAUCAAACUGGCUGGUUUUAAGGCCCUGAUGCGGUACGAGGGUUUCGACAGCGACCCCACCAGAGAUUUCUGGUUGAACCUGUGUGUUCCGGACAUCCACCCGGUGGGCUGGUGUGCUGCUGGAGGGAAACCUCUGGUGCCCCCCCAGACCAUCCUCCACCGGUUCACCAACUGGAAGACCUUCCUCGUCAAAAGACUGACGGGAUCCAAAACGCUGCCGCCGGACUUCCCCUCCAAGGUGCAGGAGAGUAUGAAGGUCCCCUUUAAGAAGCAGAUGCGGGUGGAGGUGGUGGAUAAAACCCACCUGUGUCGGACUCGUGUGGCUCUGGUUGAACAGGUGAUCGGCGGUCGCCUCCGUCUGGUGUACGAGGAGUGUGACGACGGCUCCGACGACUUCUGGUGUCACAUGUACAGUCCUCUGAUCCACAGCAUCGGAUGGUCCCGGUCCAUCGGACACCGGUUCAAACGAUCCGAUGUGUCGAAGAAGCUGAGCGCUCAGACAGACGCUCCUGGACAGCUGUUUCGCAAGGUGAAGGAGGUGAAUCAGAGCGGUUCCUGGUUCGAGGACGGGAUGAAGCUGGAGGCCAUCGACCAUCUGAACCUGUCGGCCAUCUGCGUGGCCACAGUGAGGAAGGUGCUGGCAGACGGGUAUCUGAUGAUCGGUAUCGACGGUUCGGAGGCGGCUGACGGUUCAGACUGGUUCUGUUAUCACUCCACCUCUCCCUCCAUCUUCCCCUCCGGCUUCUGUGAGAUCAACAACAUCGAGCUGACGCCCCCCAGAGGGUACACCAGCCUGCCCUUCAGGUGGUUCGAGUAUCUGAAGGAGAGCAGGUCUGUGGCGGCUCCAGUGAACCUCUUCAACAAGCACGUCCCCAACCACGGUUUCCGUCCCGGCAUGAAGCUGGAGGCCGUGGACCUCAUGGAGCCCCGGCUGGUCUGCGUCGCCACGGUGACCCGCAUCGUCCACCGGUUGCUACGGAUACACUUUGACGGCUGGGAGGACGAGUACGACCAAUGGGUGGACUGCGAGUCACCUGACCUGUACCCGGUGGGCUGGUGUCAGCUGACCGGGUACCAGCUGCAGCCUCCUGCUGUUACUGCAGGCUCCAGAGAUCUACAGUCAGCAUCCAAACAGAGGAAGAAGUCUCAGCAGUACAAGGGACAGAAGAAAAAGAGGAAGUUGCCCGUUGCUAAGCGACCCAUCAGCCUCUCCGGCGCCGUGGUAACGGGCGUCCCCAGGAGCCUAUCAGGAGACGAGAAUGAGACGUCGCCCAAUUACCCAUCACCCCCUACUCCGGCCUCAGCAGCCCCAGAGAGCAGCCCCAACACUGAGGGGGGGCAGGUACCUUCACAGAUUAAAGAGGAGAACAUGGAGUUUUCUUCUGAAAGGACUGAAACAGAAACCAACGGAUCUUCUGGAGAGUUCUUCACCGACCAGCACCAGUAGGCCUCAUCCAUAACUCUGUUAUUAUGAGUUAUUAUAUCCAUAGCUCUGUUAUUAUGGGUUAUUAUAUCCAUAACUCUGUUAUUAUGGGUUUAAAUCCUCAUCAGACUCAUCUGACUGAAUCACAUUCUGUUUCUUCUGUUUUUCUUUGGACACACCUUAAACCUGCUUCACAUUAUAAGCUCAAUGAUGCACUUUGCUUCAGGGAAAAAACUUUUCUUUUAGAUUUAGUGAACAAGACAUGUUCACCUUUAGCGUCUUUCAUCUCAUACAGGGUUUCUCUCCUCAGGCUUUGAACGAGGCUCAUUAGGUUCAGACGGUGUUGAAACCUUGUAGUCGGGUUUAUAGCGUCUAUUUAGGACAAAGUCAUUUAAUAACUCACAUGGAUGUUUUAUUCUAGUGCUUAUUUUAGGAUCAUUAUAUUUAAAUAAGAAAGAUACACAAAGAAUAGCAGAAUAAAAGCUCAUUUUCUAAUCAACUGGUUUUUUAAAGAUUAUUUAUGAGCUGUAAUCUUUUUUGUUUGAUUUGAGCAUUAAUGCUGGUCCGAGCAGGAACUUCUUCGUUUCCAAAACUCCCGCUCAACAUCUCCAUGUCUUGGUUUUCUCAACAACAUAAAUGUCAGUCUUAAUUCUGGUGCUGUCCGAAAUCUCACAGCUCCAGUAGACUCUUCUGACUGAGCAACAAGAACCAGAAUACAGAAACGUGAACGGAUAAAGACGCGUUAUUCAUCUCUGGUUCCUCUGAGAAAAAGAAAAACAAUCAACGAAGGGAAGGAAAGUUUUCUAUGACGACUUUUUCAACGCCAACAUCUUUGUUGUUUGUUCGUGUUUAAGGGUCGGAACUGUUGCGCAUGUAAUUAUUAUUAUAAUAAUAAUACUGGAUGCUGUGUAAUGUCAUGUUGAGAUUAGCAGUCAUUUAAAAAAAUGUUGUGUGUUAA